Molecule: messenger RNA, 3433 nt
Organism: Notolabrus celidotus (New Zealand spotty)
Lineage: Eukaryota; Metazoa; Chordata; Actinopteri; Labriformes; Labridae
Gene: bace1
Product: beta-secretase 1
Exons: 9
Coding region: 554-2113 (519 amino acids)
Biological process (GO): membrane protein ectodomain proteolysis; amyloid-beta metabolic process
Cellular component (GO): trans-Golgi network; membrane; endosome
Molecular function (GO): aspartic-type endopeptidase activity
Source: RefSeq, a predicted model, not a curated record
GACGGUGGUGCUGCUCUUGCUCUCUCGCAGCUCUGGAGGAUGCAGCGGGGUGGAUGGAGGAGGAGGAGGAGGAGGUGAAAGACUGGAAGGCGGUGAACAGAAUGAACGGGUCCGGAGAGGGGAAGGAUGCGGAUUACGAUAGCCCGUCGGUCAAGGAUGGUUUCGGUCUUUGGAAAGGAGGAUUUGCGGAGAAAACGAGCCAGGCCUGCGGUUUGUUGAUUUGCUGAGCGCAGAGAGGGAGCGUGUAGUUCACCCGUCGCCUCACAUUAUCUGUGACACCGAGGGCUGCCAGGGUUAAUUGUCAGGGUGAUUGCAUGUCCAGUAUGUACGUACAUGUUGCUUUUUCCUAGUAUUGACUGGUUUCUUCUUUAAGAAAACUGGAGAAAAACACAGUGACCCUGUCCCUCUUCAUGUUUGUGCCAUCAUGGUUUUAGCCGUCAUUUUGGCAUCAUCACCAGCUGAUCUGUUCUCCUUUGCGACUGCAGACAGGAUGUCAAACUGAACAAAGCGCCACAACUUACUCAUUAAAAUUGCAACUUUACUGAGUUUAAACAUGGAUGCGUCGACGCUACAGCCCUGCUGGCUGACGGCUCUAUUCAUAUGGACGGUGUUGUGUCUGCUCAGCCACGGUCACUCCGCGCCGGACGCCUUGGGCCUGCCUCUAGCCAUCCGCGUACCACUGCGGCAAGUCGCUCGCGUCAAUUCGCCUCGUUCGCCUGCCGCUGCCGCCAACACGGGGAUACGCGCUGUGCGCAAGCGGAGAGGAGCGGCAGCAGGCGGUGUAAGCUUCGUGGACAUGAUUGACAACCUGCGUGGAAAGUCAGGUCAGGGAUACUACGUGGAAAUGGCUGUGGGCUCUCCUCCGCAGAAGUUGAACAUCCUGGUGGACACAGGAAGCAGUAACUUUGCAGUUGGAGCAGCUGCUCAUCCUUUCCUGCGGAGAUACUACCAUCGUUCACUCUCUGGCUCGUACCGUGACCAGGGCAGGAGCGUGUAUGUUCCCUACACCCAGGGCCGCUGGGAGGGGGAGCUGGGCACCGACCUGGUCUCUGUGCCGCAUGGGCCUAACGCCACACUACGAGCUAACAUCGCUGCUAUCACCCAGUCUGACCGCUUCUUCAUCAAUGGAUCAAACUGGGAGGGAAUACUGGGACUGGCCUACGCUGAUAUAGCUCGGCCUGACGAGACAUUGGAACCUUUCUUUGACUCUUUGGUUCGUCAGACUUCUGUCGCCAACCUCUUCUCCCUCCAGUUGUGUGGAGCUGGCUUCACCCAAAACUACUCCUUGGGCAGUGCGACUGUCGGCGGCAGCAUGAUCAUUGGAGGAGUGGAUCCAUCGCUGUACGUGGAAGAGCUUUGGUACACUCCCAUCCGCAGGGAGUGGUACUAUGAGGUAAUUAUCGUACGUAUUGAGGUGAAUGGACUGGACCUCAACAUGGACUGUAAGGAGUACAACUAUGAUAAGAGCAUCGUGGACAGCGGCACCACCAACCUUCGGCUGCCCAGAAAAGUCUUCCAGGCUGCAGUCAAGGCUAUUGAGGCAGCUUCUUCGACGGAGCAGUUUCCCUCUGGCUUCUGGCUCGGGGAGCAGCUCGUAUGUUGGCAGGCCGGCACAACACCUUGGAACAUCUUCCCGGUCAUAUCGCUCUACCUGAUGAGUGAAAACCACAACCAGUCCUUCAGAAUCUCCAUCCUACCGCAGCAAUACCUACGACCAGUAGAGGAUGUGGCCUCUGCCCAGGAGGACUGCUAUAAGUUUGCCGUGUCCCAGUCCAGCACUGGUACAGUGAUGGGUGCGGUCAUCAUGGAGGGCUUCUAUGUGGUUUUCGACCGGGAAAAGAAACGUAUCGGCUUUGCUGUUAGCAAGUGUCAUGUUCACGAUGAGUUCCGCUCAGCCCGAGUGGAAGGCCCGUUCCAUGGUGUUGACCUGGAGGACUGCGGCUACAACAUCCCUCAGACGGAUGAGUCCACUCUUAUGACCAUCGCCUACAUCAUGGCAGGGAUCUGCGCUCUCUUUAUGCUGCCGCUUUGUCUCAUGGUGUGCCAGUGGCGCUUCGCCCGCUGUCUCCACCCGCAUGGGGACUUUGCUGACGACAUAUCCCUCCUGAAGUGAAGGAAGGAAAAAGGGACUGAAGAGACUUUUAUUAAAAACGCAGGGUAGAGAAGGAAUUUGGUAAAAGGGAUGCUUAUUGUUACAAAUGUUGGUGCUGUUGAAACAGAGCUUUGAAAAUUUUAUUCAGGAGUUUAAUAUAUACGAGUAUAACAGUACGUUUACACAGUGAACAGUGCUGCCCUGAGAUUGCAGAGCACUGAUGUAAUCUUCAGCCGUUACUAACCUGAGGGAUAGAGAAAGUUGUUGUCAUCAGCGUCAACUUUAAGCUUGUUUAAGCUACCGUUGCAGAUCAGCAGGGCGAGAGAGACAGAGAUGGGAAAAACAUGAGAAAGAAAAUCUGCUCUUCUUAUAAAUAGUGUAUAAAUAGACCACAGAGACGGUGGUUUCAAAGAUUCGUCUCUCAACAUUACAGAGUUCUAUAACAUGAAUUAAAAAAAAGAAAGCAGACAUUUAAAAAUGUUGCUAAAUUAAGAAUUCACAACAUGGAUGUCAUUUAAAGCUGGGGAUCUAUGAUAUAGUCAGGCAUGGUUUGUUAUGGUAUGAUUUGACUCUAUGAGUGUAUGAUAAUAUGUGUGUUUAGAUCUACUGUUUGUGGCUUAUAUGAAUGAAUGUUGACGUGUGAGCAUGCCUGUAUGUGUGCACAGCUGUUCUGUAAGUGAAGAGUAUACAGAGAGAUUCAAUGAAGAUGGUACUACUGAGAAUUAACAGCAUCUAUUAAAUUACACUAUUUUGCAAAUGCCAGCAACUAAUUCUGCAAUGCAAACCAAGCAUAAAAAGGCUGAUUUGAUGAAAAAUACAACUGUAACAGCAUUUACUGCAGAAACUCAGUUUGCUUAGUGUUGAACUGAAACUACUGAACACAGUUAAUAUCAGAUGUCACUUUCUUCUCUUAUAUUUAUAGCCUGAAUAUAACUAUUGUACACACAAUUUGUGCAUUCCAGAUCCUCUAUUUGUGCAGGCACAUACACACACACAAAAACACACACAUACACAGAGACACAGCCAUACACAUUGCUUUUUUUUACCGCUGCACCAUUUGAUGAUUUGCACAUGUCACACAGUACAUGUAAACAAACUCAGACUUGAUAGGGCUUCUUUUGCAAACAGCCUAACUCACCACAUUUUUAAUGGGGACCAUAUAUGCUUGGACAAGGAAACCAGCCAAAAGUACGUAUACACUCAAGAACGCUAUGUAUGUCAACAAGGGACUGUUUGUAUUGUCCUUCAGCAAGUUGUAAAUAGAUAAACUCAAAACUGUAUAUUUAUCUGUCAGGCGCUGGCAGCACUGUUGAACCAAUAAAGUACUUACUGUAACUGUAA